Ruditapes philippinarum (Manila clam) is the source of this 4342-nucleotide messenger RNA. RefSeq names its product E3 ubiquitin-protein ligase TRIM71-like. The transcript has 3 exons. Gene Ontology annotation, molecular function: zinc ion binding; protein binding. The record is from RefSeq and is a predicted model, not a curated record. NCBI's taxonomy places the organism in Eukaryota, Metazoa, Mollusca, Bivalvia, Venerida, Veneridae. The coding region runs from base 1 to 2274 and encodes 757 amino acids.
AUGGAUAGGUGUCCCUUAUGUUAUGGAACUUUCCAGAAACCUAAAAUUUUACCAUGUUUGGAUACUAUGUGCUUCGCUUGCCUUGACGAGUACGUAAUAAAGAAUGCACGGAGCUCGGGCACCUUCUCCUGCCCUGUCUGUAAUUUAGAACUGGCAGUGCCGGAAGGCGGAAUCACAAACUUUGAUGACAACCAACAUAUCAAAGGGGAGCAGGCGUUGGAGUCACUGCCAAAUAUGGAUCUUCUUUGUGAGGUGUGUGACGAGAAACAAGAUGCUACUCAGCGGUGCAUAGACUGUGAGCAGAACUUCUGUAAGAAUUGCAGCAAGGCCCAUCUUCGCCUUAACAUUGCCAAGAGUCACACCCUUGUAAACCUGGUAGGAUCCGAAGGCAAACGAUACCUAGUUUCAAUAGGUUACUGCGACAAGCAUAAGAACGAGGAAUUGACUUUUUACUGUCGCACGUGCCAGAUACCGAUCUGCAUGAGAUGUCGCCUGACAAUUCACGAGGACCACACGACGGAAGAUCUCGUAGACUUUGCCUUGAGAGCGAGGCGAGAUUUGAAAAUCGCGUUAGAUGAAAACAAAGGUUGUCGAUUUAACAUGCUAAAUGAUAUAGAGGAACUUCGCGUUUACAAAGAAAAAAUAGCCGAGAAGAAAAAUAGAGCAAAAAAGUUGAUUAUGCAACGGAGACAGCAAUUUCACAAAGCUAUUGACGAUGUUUGUGACGACAUGGUUGAAAAACUAGAACACGAAGUAACAAAAGAAAUAGAUAUUGUGGAAGAAGAUAAAGAACUCAUUGAGCAAGACAUGCUGACACUUUCACAGAAGAUAGCAACGGCAAAUCAAAUGGUAGAUUUCGGAUCGGAUAUAGAAGUAGUAAGAGGUCGUCUAGACAUUCUUGGAAGUCUAGAAUUGUCAAAAAAGGAUGUUCCCCUAAGCGUGACUGGUAUAAAGUUAAAUGUUGAUUUUACUUGUCAAAAGCAAGCUGAAUUGAGUUUGAAAUACCUCAUUGGUAGAUUGUCCACAGAUCUUAUACCACCAAGGUAUAUACAAGUUACUGAAGUGUCCACAUUCCGCGUAGAGAACACGUCUGACGUCAUCAAUUCAAUAUGUCCAUCACCAGAUGGUAACUGUUGGGUCGUGUGCGGAUGGAAGUCUGAUAUCAUAUUGUUUGAUCGUCUUGGAAAAAAGAUGCGUAUGAAAAAGGUAGGUAGAGAUGUAGACUGCUUGUCUAUCGAUUCGGACGGAAACUCGUAUGUUUCUUGUAGAGAUGAACAUUCAGUUAAACGUUUCGAUCGUAACUUCCGGCGCAGAAUGGCUACAUUAAAUAUAGAAUAUCCACGUGGUAUAGCAACAACCAAUGACAAUAAGCUGGUCAUAUGCGUCAACAAAACAACAACUUACUUUGAGUAUGAACCAAGUCAUCAAAACAAAGUUCUUAAACUUGGACCAGAUGGAGAUGAAUCAAAAGAACUCAAAAAUCCAUCACUAUGCUUCAUGUAUCCAAUUCGAGUUGCCGUGAAUAUCAACAAUGAAUUGUGCGUUUCUGAUAAUUUGAAACAUGCAGUGAUGUUUCUGCGACCAAACGGAGAAAUAAAAUCGAUGUACUCUGGAAACAGAAAAAACAGCGAUAUAAUUCUUGUACAGUCUCCCUCUCGGCUAAAUUUGACAACGGCAAAAACUGAGGGGUCAUCUUCCCGCCCUGGGGCAGUUAGUUUUAAAUUACCUGAGAGUAGACGAGAACAAGAUGGGCCGCUUGAAGGAACUCCAAAAUCAAUUAUGGAUAAAUCUCACGCGCCAGUAAACAGCCCUAAGACCGUUCAGAUAUCCGAGCAUGCAUUAGCACCAUUGAAUUUAAGCUACGAGAGUACAUUUGUCUCUAGUGUUACGAUCGACAGUGCAUCCAAACAAAUCGUAAGUCCAGAAAAGCAAGUACCGGCCCAUGUCAAGGCAUUGACUGAUAUGACCGGUGGGGCAGAAACAGCUAGCGUUACUGACGUGGAUUCAGAAAAUGAAUUUUUUCAGCAUGUACCGCCGUUUGAUCCAAGGGGAAUAACUUGUGAUAAAUACGGUCACGUAAUUGUUGCAGAUUAUAGUAGCAAUAUGGUCCACUUGUUAGACAAACAUGGUCGGUUUUUGAUGUAUCUUUUGACGGAAGCAGACGGCAUAUUCGGACCGACGUCUGUUGCAGUUGAUACAUCAGGGUUACUCUGGGUAGGCGGCGGGGAUGCUACAGUAAAAAUCUACAAAUACAUAAACUUAGCAGGCUAUUAAUUUUAAAUGGUGUCAUAGCUUAAGUCGUAUGCAUCUCGUCUACUCUUGUGUUAAAUAUAUAGUGUCGUAUUUGUGAACCACUUUUCCGCAACAUAUCAAUUAUCUUAUAACAGGUAAUAAAUUUUAAAGGUGAUUAAUUUCCAGUUAGUAUGCAGUGUGGUAAAAACUAUAUACCUUUCACCAAUACAAGUAAGCAUAAAAUAUACUCAGGAAGUAUGCACUUGAUUACUUGGAAAUUCUGCAAAAUAUUGGCAAAUGCGGUAGAAAUGUAUUGACCACAAAAUGGUUUACUUUGUAUUGAAUUUUGAUAAUUAUUCGAAUUGUGGCUUCGUGUGAAGCGUCUAUCACGUCAAUGGAUCAACGGGAGUGUUCGAGAUUGACAAAACUGACGUGACGUCAUGUGGAAUUGGGUUUGAAUGACCUUCCAUAUCCAAAGGCAAGAAAGCAUUUACAAAAAGCAGAACUCUGCAACUUCACCCUAAAGCUGUUUAAAUGUCAUCACAGUUCUGACAAAAAUCAGACAAACCACCAUGUAGUCAAUACAUUUCUGCAAAUUUUACCAAAUAUGCCAAUAAUUUGCUUUAAAAAGUAUACAAAAUUUAAAAUACCCGGUAAGCAAAUGAAUACUUUCUUUUGCAACUGAGUAUAUAACGAUUUGAAGUGAGGAAUCAAGUCAAGGUCAGAAAUAUUCUUCACUUAUGUACAAUUUAUGAUGAAGCACUCCCAACUUUUGAUCCUCGUCAUUUUAUAUGCCCUGAAUCUGUUUGCUUUUGAAUCGAAACUUUUUACCUCUGUUUAUAUUAUUAACAACUGUCUCGCAUAAAUCCUUCUUAAUUAAAUCAUUAUAUAGUAAGGUAUUUAAAUAAUACAGUAAAAACCAAAGUUUACAUUUUGCUUCAUGUAAAAGUCUAAAUCCUACAGGAUACCUUUCAACUUUUACCAAGAAACAUUUCUGCUACUUUUAUUCUACUGGCGGUAACUGAAUUUACCAGUCCAGACCAUGACCAGACGACACGGAUACCAAUUGCAUCCGACACGUACAUGUUGAUUGAUCAUGGUCUGCACUGGUCGCUGUUCAGUAAGUUUUUUUGAAUGGCUUUUUCCAGACUGAAAAAUGGACAAGACCCGAUAAGAUAUUUAGGGUCAAAUUUUAGUCAUUUAUGUUAUUAGCGCAAUUUAAAUCCUAAUUCCAGACUACAUCUUCCAAAAUAUCAUUUUGAACUGACACAACUGUUUUUAUACACUUUUAUCUUCUUUUCCUUCUGUUAAAUAAGGCAUACUUAUUUGAAAAUUUGUAAUUUAUGCAAUAAACUUCAUCAAGUAGCAAUAUAUGCUCGUUUCUCAAUCCAUAUAAUUGUGAUGUAAUAUAAAAUAAAACCACUUUUGUAAAUUUGCUAAAAGAAAUACAUGUAUGUAUAAACUGAAGCUAUACUUGUUCAUUUCUCAAUAAAUAUAAACUUUAUUUACCCUAGUUACAGGAAUGGACUUACUGUCCGUUUAGGAUAAUUAUUUAGUGACGCGGCGGUCAAGUCCACUAUUACGGUGUAAAACAGUUAUCAUAUUGUGUUUAUUAUCUUUGGACACGUAUGCUUGCAAUAUCAACAAGCAAAUUCGUUGAAUUUAUAUCCCCCGCCGAGUACUGGUUAUUACUAACACAACAACUGAAGACAUAAGGCUUUAUUUAUAUAUUUAUCAUGGCAUAAACAGUAAUAUUCUUUGAACUUGAUAAAUAUUCAGGGCAAUAACAGAGCCUUAACUCUGUGUUAAAUAGUAUUAUCUGGAAAUGCCAAUGAGAUGUAUGCAUACUGCAUAACUAAUCAAGGGCCAUACAUUUGAGUUAUAAGUGUCUGAACGGAACAAGGUGACUAUAUGCACAUAUCCUCUUCGUAUCCCAUAAAGUUUCAUUGAAUUCCAGCCAGUAGUUACAGAGAGGUAGCACGGAAACGAUUAUUGCUCUGGUUGUAUACUGCAUAAGUUAUCAAGGGCCAUAACUCUAAGUUAAAAUGUCUGACCCGAACAAGGCGACGAUAUGCCCAUCUCAUCUUGGUAUUGAAGGUUCCAAUAAAGU